GUUGCACUGGGCGCCGCCUCGCCCGCACAGCCGCCGAACACAACGCGCGCUGCCGUAUAACAUUAUCACGCCGAGGACGGUGACGACGUUACGGGCGGGCAGUGUACCGUUCAACACUGCACAGCACUCACCGCCGCCGAUAGCGUUUUCGAACGAUAUUCGGAUCCACCGCGCUCGCUCUCUUGGUGACGGAAUUAUUGAAUUAUAUUAUCAUCCUGCCGCGCAUGUCGUCCGAGACCAAUUACCAUCAGCGUUCUGUACGCGUAUGUCUGUUUUUCUACCCGAUUUGUGGUCGUGUACGAUAUGACAAAACGCAAUAACGACCAACGACGACGUCGACGCGACGGCGAAGACUUCGCGGCCUUCACUUCCCCGACAAUAGAAAUUGAAACGGACUCAUCUGCAGUGGGGAUAGAGGCUGCAGUCCUGCGGGCGAUACAGAAACAACCUCGGAGUGUGGACUUGGAGGAUACCGUAUGUUGAUAGAACAAAUUAUUUGAUAGAAAUAUUAUGUAACGAUGAAUGACAAUCACGUAAAGUCGUAUAGUACGUAAUAUACGAUUUGAUAAUAUCGUACAAUACAUCGAGUAUUAUAACAGCUACGUCACGGAGCUUUGAGCUAGUGCCGCCGCGGCUGCAGCAGGACGUCCGGUCGGCCACCCGGUGAUGGGGCAUCACAAUCACACCGUCGAGUCGGCAAACAACGCGUUCGCACCACCAUCACCGGCAUCUGCAUCACAGCCUCGUUCGUCGCGGGCCAUCACAACUCUGCGGGACGUGAUCGGCACCACCGCUGCGACGGGCCGCAAUCUGCACAACAGCAGCAACAGCAACGACCGCGGUGCUGGCAAUUGCACCGGCGCAACGUCGACAAUCACACCGGUGGCGGCCGCAAUGCAGAACGGAACGGCCGUGCCGGACCGUUCGGCUAGCGACUACUAUUACUAUUACGCGUACGACAACGCUACCGAGACCGCCCUGUUCUUCCCGCUCAACGGCUCUGCGGCCGGCGGACGGACUGGGCCGUUCGGGAAAUCCAACUGCCAGUGGAUACCCGCCCAGCAGAGCCUUUUCCAGUUCUCUAACAUUUGUUUCCUGACCGCUUUCAUAGUUCCCAGGAGUUACAAGCUCAGCGUGUUGUCACUGAGGGCGUUGCUGUUCUUAGGGUUUCUGAUCUCGGGUCUUUGGGCAUCCACGGACGUGUGUGCGGUGGAUGCGUUGUUCUGGUACGGAUCACUGGCUCUGAUCAACGGCAUUCACACGCUUAAACUGUGUAAGAAACUCAUGCCACCAGCGCUAUCUGUCGAACUCAUGGAAUUGUACUUGAGGGUGUUCAAGCCGCUCAAAGUCAGCCAGAAACACUUCCGGGAGCUAACGCGGGAGGCGGCCAUCGAGGAAUUGUCUCCCGGCGAGUGUUACGCGGUCGAGGCGGUGACGGCCUGUGAUCAGCGACUGUCCAUUCUACUCAGAGGCAGGUGUGGUGUUACUUGCGAAGGUACACAGUUGCACAAUAUCAGUUCGUAUCAAUUCAUUGAUUCGCCCGAAUGGAUGGCUUCAGCUCUAAUGCACGGAGAAACUAUGUUCCAAGUAACGAUAACGGCUGCUGAAGAUUGUGUUUACUUAUGUUGGCAACUUUCAAAGCUCAAUCGGAUAUUUAAACACAGAACCCAAUUGCACGCUGUACUUACUAGUAUCAUAGGUAAAGACAUAACGCACAAAAUGUACUCGCUGAACGAGCAGCUUGGUCAAGCAAAAAGUUUCGAUGAUCAGACGCGUGCUGCGCGCAACGACCAUUGGCGGCAAGCGAUUUACAGAAGCGUCAGCUAUGACGCCGUCAACACGGGAACAAAAGGAACGGUCAGGUCGAACGCUUGGAAACGAUAUAGAGACCGAAAGGCGUCGUUGUUCGCGGAUCCCGGCGAAAGUCCGGUGCACGGUCCGCGGAGGUGCUGGAUACCGGUGUUGACCACGCAACUUUCGGAUAGCACCACGGCAUACGCCAGCAUGGACGGGCAAUCGUCUUCGGCCGACGAGGAGCGCGAACCGAUGCUUCCCAGGGACCAGCAGUCGGGCGACAUCCCACUGUACCGGUUGGACGGACAGAAGCAAUCAGCCGCAGCGUCGGCGUCGACACCAGUGACAGCGCUGGAGACGAUCGACCUGGAGCUCAACGCGGAAGCGGCCCAGCGACCACGGCGCCCCAGCACAUUGCGGCGCCAAAACAGCAACGUCAGCAACAGGGUCGAAGUGAUUUUCGACGAGACGGUACUCUAAGAUGGCGUACACAAAUUGCUAUUUUAGGGAUCGAGGCUUAUUGCAUUUGCAUGUUUUUUCUGUAUGUCUAUUUUAUUGCUAAAUAAUAGCUAUAAAUUUGUUUUAUGCUAAUAAGAAUUUAUUCGUGAAUUUUUAAUAUACAAUUUUGGACAUUUAUUA
Messenger RNA from Acyrthosiphon pisum (pea aphid), 2433 nucleotides. RefSeq lists its product as uncharacterized. NCBI's taxonomy places the organism in Eukaryota, Metazoa, Arthropoda, Insecta, Hemiptera, Aphididae. The transcript has 7 exons. Bases 667 to 2274 code for a protein of 535 amino acids. Gene Ontology annotation, cellular component: sarcolemma. The record is from RefSeq and is a predicted model, not a curated record. Gene Ontology annotation, biological process: heart development; skeletal muscle tissue development; regulation of membrane potential. Gene Ontology annotation, molecular function: cAMP binding.